GCACUGCAGUUCAAUAGAAAACCAUACCGUUGUCUUAAAAAAUGAUGGAGGAAGUACUUUUGAAAGUAGGGUGCGUAUCAUCUACUGGUACGUACCGUACUAUUUUGACGAGUGAUGAAAGAUGAAAGGGGUUCUCUCAACAUUCAAACGGGGGAAUGAUCGAUUUUGAGUAAUCUCCCCUAUUUUUCUAAAUUCAUUCUCCAGAAUGAACUUAACGGCUAUCUUCUGGAACAUGUUACGUACUCGUACUCUAUGUACGGUAGAACGGCACGUACAGUUCGGUACGCACUCGUUGUAAGUUUAGUAGGAUUUCAUACGACCAGUACAGCACGCAGAGUUCGAUUGCUGCGUUCCGUAUCGUAACGAAUCGAAAACGCACGAGCACGAACAUCCAGGCGUUGGUUUUGUUUGUUACGAGGUCGUACGUACCGUACCGUACGUAUCCCCCCAAAUGAGAAGUGUGACAGACCACGAGCACGAGUUCCUCUCGUAUCAGUGCCGUACGACCUUAUCGGACCCCUGAUCGUACGUACUCCCCGACUGUUUCCUUCUCUUAGGUGAGUUAGCUAAUUACGAGYACGAGUACGAGUACGCCAUCCCCUACGCUACGCAACCCCAGUCACAUGAAUUUUUACUCUCCACUCCCAUAAAAUACAAAUCGAUAGCGGUUAGGUCUCGACUCUCCUAGUCCAUGGUUUGCGUUCUGAACUACGUCGUUCCUAUUAUUUCACUAGCUACUGCCUUUCAAGAUACCUCGAACAGAAUGCUUGGCUUAAGGAAUUCCCUUCCAUCCGSGUGUCGACUGUCCGUCCCUGACUCGGAMGGCGAAGACAGCAAUAGUGUUGCAGACCCCUACGCCGAACUUACUAUAGUCGAUAACAAUGACAUUCCUUGCGAUGAAAGUGGCUCCAAGACUGGGAGCGCGAGCAGCAAUAACCGCGUGRCCAAUGCACCAUUGGUGACACACAUUAUUGUUUUGAUUCAUGGCUGGAUGGGCAACCCAGCAGAAAUGGGUUACAUCAAGGAGUCGAUACAAAAUGCGGCAAACAAAAACGUCGCUUGCACUGAAGACAAUGUUCGCCAUAGAUUCAUCAUACAUUCCGCUGCUUGCAACGAAGAUCGGACGGACGAUGGUAUUGCAGUAGGAGGAACACGCAUUGCCGCGGAAAUYAACGAUCUCGUACGACACAUUGUUCUUGACGGCGAUUGCAGUAGUUCUGCUAGCCUAACUAGCAGUCCGGAAACCGCCAAAUUUACGCUCAGUAUCGUUGGCAAUUCACUAGGAGGUCUCUAUGCCCGCCAUGCAUUGGCCGGGAUCAACUGGACCAUCACUGAUGAGUCCUCGCUAUCUCCACCCACGACUCUGCUCCCUUUGAUCUUUGUGACAACUGCCACUCCCCAUUUGGGAAUAAGCCAACAYACAUACAUCCCGUUGCCACGCGCUGCAGAAUUUGUUGUGGCUCAAGGCAUGAAAGAAACUGGAAGAGAUUUCUUCCGGUUUACGCCGGUCUUGGAAGACCUGUUUCAUAAAGAAUACUUUGUCGAUCCGCUAUCAAAAUUCCUUCAGAGGAUUGCAUAUAUCAACGUUUACGGCACAGAUUUCCAAGUGCCAACUGCCACGGCAGCUUUCUGGGCGCCUGGUAGUGAUUCCCCUCACCAUCGAGUACCUGCCCAUCYCAUGGCCUCCGAGAAUGAUAACACUAUGAAAGAWAACGAUGCGGACAUUGAUUCGGAAGAACCCGUUUGUGUGCCCAAGGCAAUUGUCAUGACGCUUUCGACACCACGACGGCUAGACCUUUUGAACGAAGAAGAGGACGGCAAAUCAGAGGCAGAUGUUGACGAAGAGAAAAAGGAGGGAAAGCCACAGGACAACAAUGAUCCAUCCGAGCUGUACAGAUCUUGGUCAAAACGAUUAGAUCGACUCGGGUGGACGAAGGUCUUGGUGGAUGUUAGGGAAGAUGUCCCAACGGUGAAUGUUCCUGUUGGAACGUCUGAAGAGUUUAAAUCGAACGAAAACAGCAAGGAAGAAGACAAGGGAACCGACACUAGCGAUGGYGGCGAGAAAGAAAAAGGAAUGGACRCGGCUGAAGCUGUCGAGGAUGCUGAAAGUGAAAAAGACGAAAMAGAUCCGAAUUUGAACAAGGAUACUUGGACGGCGGCAGAGCUCUUAGCCGAAUUCCAGGGAGGUCUGCUAACCGCCGGUGCAACUAGUGCAAAGCGCAGAUCGAGUUUUUGGGAUUUGAAACCGAGAAUACCGGUACGGGAUUUAUGCGUCGGCAUUUUCGUUGGAAAGUUUGCUUCCUGUAAUUUUAUCUCUCUAACCCAGCUUUUCUCCUUUCCACUUCUGCGUUUCUAGCUUGGACACACGGUGAUGAUCGCCAAUGCCAAAGACGAAUUCAAUAAAAAGGUAACCAGUGGCGGUAAGCCCGUGAUGGACUACCUUGGGCUAUCAAUGGUUAGAACGCUAACCUCUAAUCCCUACAGCACCGAUGUAGAGAAGGCUGCUUAAUAAUUCGUUCAUUCGGGAAGAAUCAUUCGGAUCCAAAAAAGGACCGAAUCAAAUAGAUCAAACCGAUUCAA
Molecule: messenger RNA, 2580 nt
Organism: Pseudo-nitzschia multistriata
Lineage: Eukaryota; Bacillariophyta; Bacillariophyceae; Bacillariales; Bacillariaceae
Source: the annotation of a GenBank genome assembly